Messenger RNA from Puntigrus tetrazona (Sumatra barb), 1497 nucleotides. RefSeq names its product interferon induced protein 44g (gene ifi44g). Lineage: Eukaryota; Metazoa; Chordata; Actinopteri; Cypriniformes; Cyprinidae. The record is from RefSeq and is a predicted model, not a curated record. The transcript is spliced from 8 exons. Bases 142 to 1125 code for a protein of 327 amino acids.
GAAAAGGCAGCCCUCUACUGGCCAGAUAUUACAUACACAACAGUUUCGUUUUCUUAGUAUUGAAACCUCUCACUUUGUUCCUCGGCUCUGUUUCAUGUCAGUGCUACGCAUUCCCGCAAACAUUCCCUUCUCUGAUCAAGAAUGAAUCAAAGAUUCAGUUUCGGCUCCUCAGGUAAUGUCAAACCAGAGCCACUCGGCGCCGCUGCAGCGGUCAGCACCAAUGCUGCCGGCAAACCUGAAGACGUAACCGCAGCUCCACCUCUGUUUACUCUCGGAGCCUUAUCGUUGCUGGAAAAGGACUGGAGAAAUAUGGAGUGGCGUGAGGAUGUGAGACAGACUCUGACGGAGUCUAUCAGGUCAUUUAAACCGGCCAGCGAGACUGUUACUGAAGCCAGAGUGCUGCUGGUUGGUCCGGUCGGUGCUGGAAAGUCCAGCUUCAUCAGCUCUGUCCAGUCGGUCUUCUCCGGACGGGUCAUCAACAGAGCCAUGGUGGGCUCUUCAUCCUCCGCCAGCUUCACUAAAAAGCUUCGCUCGUACAACAUCAGAGGAGCAGGAGAGACUGCAGACGAGCCCACAGCUCUGGUCCUGUGUGACGUGAUGGGUGUAGGUGAAGGAGAAAGCACUGGGCUGACUCUUCACGAUGCGCUGUCCGUCGUUAAAGGACACGCUCCAGAGGGACACCAGUUUAGUCCCGAGCAAUCGAUUGGAGCAGAGACCGUGGGCUUCGUAAGGAAACCGAGCAUUAAUGACAAAGUACACUGUGUGGUGUUUGUAAUCGAUGGUUCAAAAGUCAGUUCAUACGCCAAAAGCUUUGGUGCGACUUUCCAACAGUUAAGAGAACACAUCAGCAACUUAGGUGUACACCAAGUGGCGUUGCUGACCCAUGUGGACCAGGUUUGUAACUCCACCAAAAAUGACAUCUCCAAGGUUUACAAGAGCAGAGCCAUUCAGCAGGCGAUGGCGAAGGCCGCAGAGCUGCUGGGAAUGGCCACCUCCUACAUCGUCCCGGUGAAGAACUACUCCUCAGAGCUGGACCUGGAUGAAAACACUGAUAUUCUGCUGCUCAAAGCCGUCGAUCACAUCUUACAAUAUGUGAAUCUGUACUUUCAAGACAGCAGCGAUUAAAGGUUCUUCUCCAGAUCCGCUUGGCCGCUUGAGUUUCGCUCCGGUCUUGAUCAAACUUACCAGUUUUUAGUGAUCCUAAAGACCUCGAUCAUCUUUUGCGGUUUGAUAAGAGCUGGAGCUAAACUCUGGAGGAAAAAGCAUUUGCGUUACAAAUACAGAAGUGCCCAAAAUGAGUUCAUCUCAGUUUUGUCCGAUGAAAUAACGAUGACGCCAAAGCUUGUAAUUCUUUGCUAAGGUUUUGUGGUGGUUUGCUAUUUUUUUAUAUAACAGCUCUUGUAUAAAAAGACCUUUGUGCCUUUGUACACAAACGUUUUUCAUUAAAGAUUUGCUUUAACUUAAGUUUGGCACGUCUUCGCUCAAACUUUACAUCCA